Molecule: messenger RNA, 3168 nt
Organism: Condylostylus longicornis
Lineage: Eukaryota; Metazoa; Arthropoda; Insecta; Diptera; Dolichopodidae
Product: glycine dehydrogenase (decarboxylating), mitochondrial
Exons: 3
Coding region: 68-3055 (995 amino acids)
Biological process (GO): glycine decarboxylation via glycine cleavage system
Cellular component (GO): glycine cleavage complex; mitochondrion
Molecular function (GO): glycine dehydrogenase (decarboxylating) activity; glycine binding; pyridoxal phosphate binding
Source: RefSeq, a predicted model, not a curated record
AAUAUUUAGUCUUCAUAAAAUAAUAAGGCUGUACGGUUCUCUCUCUACAUUUAUAUACAGCCAUAAAAUGUAUAAAAUAAUAAAAAAUCCAUCAAUACCGAAAUAUUCAAUAUUGAUGACGUCAUCAUUAUCAAAAAAUGAAAAUAUUAUUCGGAUAACAUCAAGAUAUUUAGCAACUAGUCAAGAUAUAUUUGUUAAUAAAACAGGUUUUGCAAGACGUCAUAUCGGACCAAGAAAAACUGAUGUUGUUGCAAUGUUAGAUUUAAUUGGUUAUAAAUCAUUAGAUGAUUUAUCAAAUAAAGCUGUACCAAAAAAUAUACAAUUGGGACGUAAUUUAAAUUUAGAUGAACCAAUUAAUGAACAUGAAUUAAUAGCAAAAAUACAAAAAAUUGCUGAACGUAAUGAAAUAUGGCGUUCAUAUAUUGGAAUGGGUUAUCAUAAUUGUUAUGUACCACAUACAAUAAUGCGUAAUAUAUUUGAAAAUCCUGGUUGGACAACACAAUAUACACCAUAUCAACCGGAAAUAGCACAAGGACGUUUAGAAUCAUUAUUAAAUUAUCAAACUUUAGUAUCUGAAAUGACAAAAUUAGAUGUUGCUAAUGCAUCAUUAUUAGAUGAAGGUACUGCAGCUGCUGAAGCAAUGUGCCUCUGUACAAGAUCAAAUAAACGUAAAAAAAUUUUUUUAUCUGAUAAAGUUCAUCCACAAACAUUAUCUGUUGUUGAAACAAGAGCUACUGCUUUAGAACUAGAAGUUGAAAUUGGUCCAAUUUCAAAUGUUGAUUUUGAAUCAAGGCAAUUAUCAGGAAUUCUUAUACAAUAUCCUGAUACUUUAGGACAUAUUAAUGACUACGAAAAAUUAGUCGAAAAAGCUCAUGUUAAUGGAACAUUAGUUGUUGUUGCAACCGAUUUACUUGCUUUAACUAUGCUAAGAGCUCCAGGUGAAUUUGGUGCUGAUAUUGCUAUUGGAACAUCACAACGUUUAGGAGUACCUUUAGGAUAUGGUGGCCCACAUGCAGGAUUUUUUGCAUGUAAACAAAAUUUAGUUCGUUUAAUGCCUGGUCGUAUGAUUGGUGUAACAAGAGACAUGAAUAAUCAUGAAGCAUAUAGAUUGGCAUUACAAACCAGAGAACAACAUAUUAGACGUGAUAAAGCUACAAGUAAUAUAUGUACAGCUCAAGCUCUUCUAGCAAAUAUGUCAGCAAUGUAUGCAAUUUAUCAUGGACCGGAUGGUUUGAAAGAUAUUGCAAAAAAAAUUCAUAAAUAUUGUGGUAUUCUAAAAAUUGGAAUUGAAACUGCUGGCUAUAAAGUUACAAAUCCACAUUUCUUUGAUACCUUACACAUUGUAUUGGAAAAUGAAGCAAUGCAAGAAAUUAAACAAAGAGCAGAAUCAAAAAAAAUUAAUUUAAGAUAUUUUGAUGAUGGUAGUAUUGGUGUUUCAUUAGAUGAAACUGUAAAAGAAACUGAUUUGGAUGAUUUAUUAUGGAUUUUCAAAUGCAAAAAAACAAUUAAAGAAUUAAAACAAGAAGCAGAGAUUGAUAUCCAAUCAAUUGAAGAUACAAAAUUGGCAAGAACUUCAUCUUUUCUCACACAUCCAGUUUUUAGUAGUUAUCACAGCGAGUCGAGAAUGGUUAGGUACAUGAAACAAUUAGAAAAUAAAGAUAUUUCUUUAGUUCAUUCAAUGAUUCCAUUAGGAUCUUGUACUAUGAAACUGAAUUCUUCAACAGAAAUGAUGCCAUGCUCAUUUCAACAUUUUACUGAAAUUCAUCCUUUUGUACCUGUCGAUCAAGCAAAAGGUUAUCACCAAUUAUUCCAAGAAUUAGAAAAAGAUUUAUGUGAAAUUACGGGAUAUGAUAAAAUUUCGUUUCAACCUAAUAGUGGAGCUCAAGGUGAAUAUGCUGGUUUAAGAGCUAUUCGUUCAUAUCAUGAAAGUCGCGGCGAGGGUCAUAGACAUGUUUGUUUGAUCCCAGUUAGUGCUCAUGGUACAAAUCCAGCUUCGGCCCAAAUGGCUGGAAUGACUGUUGAACCAAUUCGUAUAAAAUCUGAUGGUAGCAUUGAUUUAGAACAUCUGAAAGAAAAGGCUGAAGAAUUUUCAAAUACCCUAUCAUGUUUAAUGGUUACUUAUCCAUCAACAAUGGGUGUUUUUGAAGAUAAUAUUCGCUACAUCUGUGAUUUAGUUCAUAAGCAUGGCGGCCAAGUUUAUUUGGAUGGUGCUAAUAUGAAUGCACAAGUCGGUCUUUGCCGACCAGGUGACUAUGGAAGCGAUGUGUCUCAUUUAAAUCUUCAUAAAACUUUCUGUAUACCGCAUGGAGGUGGUGGACCAGGAAUGGGUCCCAUAGGUGUUAAAAGUCACUUAGCUCCUUAUUUACCAGGCCAUCCUGUAAUUAGUCCAAUGGAAGAUCAAACAGGCAGUUUUGGUGUAGUGAGUGCUGCUCCAUUUGGCAGUUCGGCCAUUUUACCUAUAUCUUGGGCCUAUAUAAAAAUGAUGGGCGGACGAGGUUUGAAAAGAGCGACACAAGUUGCAAUAUUAAACGCAAAUUAUUUAUCAAAACGUUUAGAAAAUCAUUAUAAGACAUUAUAUAAAGAUCCAAAAACUGAGUUAGUUGCACACGAAUUUAUUUUAGAUAUGAGAGAUUUCAAAAAAACAGCCAAUAUAGAAGUUGUAGACAUAGCAAAACGUUUAAUGGACUAUGGUUUUCAUGCACCAACUAUGUCAUUCCCAGUAACCGGAACUCUUAUGAUCGAGCCUACUGAAUCAGAAGAUAAACAAGAAUUAGAUCGAUUUUGUGAAGCUAUGAUAUCUAUACGUUAUGAAAUAAAAGAAAUCGAAGAGGGUAAAAUGGAUAAAGUUACAAAUCCAUUAAAAAUGGCACCACAUACACAACAUCAAAUAAUUUCGAGUGAAUGGAAUAGACCUUAUACUAGAGAACAAGGUGCAUUUCCUGCACCAUUUGUUAAAGCAGAUACAAAAAUGUGGCCAACUGUUGGUAGAAUUGAUGACGCGUACGGUGAUAAACAUUUAGUAUGUACAUGCCCACCAAUUUUGCCUGAAUUUUAAUUUCUUUUUUAAAUUUAACAUUUUAUAAUUUUGAUCUACAAAUUAUACAUUUUAAAACAAUAAGUUUAUUUUGCUUUUUUACUAAAAUAUAUUUUAACUUCCUACAAUGAAAA